Paramacrobiotus metropolitanus is the source of this 4108-nucleotide messenger RNA. Its product is annotated as protein hunchback-like. Bases 895 to 3408 code for a protein of 837 amino acids. NCBI's taxonomy places the organism in Eukaryota, Metazoa, Tardigrada, Eutardigrada, Parachela, Macrobiotidae. The record is from RefSeq and is a predicted model, not a curated record. Gene Ontology annotation, molecular function: RNA polymerase II cis-regulatory region sequence-specific DNA binding; DNA-binding transcription activator activity, RNA polymerase II-specific. Gene Ontology annotation, biological process: regulation of transcription by RNA polymerase II. The transcript has 9 exons. Gene Ontology annotation, cellular component: nucleus.
UAACGAGUGAUAAGGCUCUUUUAACGUUUGCAUUAGCCAACAAAACGCCAACCGGAGAAAAAUAUCUUAUUGACAUUGCUACGCAGCGCGACACCUAUCAUUUACGCUUUUUCCAUAUCGCUAUCAUUUCCUCUGUGCGUGUUUGAGAGUGAAAAAGCUAUACCAGGAGCAGCGAAAAGGUUUUCGCAGCGCAUUGUCCACAAGUGGUCAUUUCCGAACCGGUUUUUUCGCGGGUAACCAAUGGUAGAACGGUUUGGAGUUUCGGUAUCUGCAAACAUUGUAUUUCAAGACCGGAUCACGUUUUAAAUGCAUUGCGGGUCAUAUACUGGAUAGUGGAAGAGUCCGAAUUCGGAUGAAAAGCCUUUAAGCCGACCGGAAGCGACGAUCGCCGCUGCCUGAUAAACUAUAGAUUACUCACUCGCUUAUCACCCACUGCCAGUGCGCGUGAGCGGAUAAUUUGCAGAUGAUCGUGCUGGUGGGCUCGUAAAAGGCCUGUUUAUUUGUGAAAUUACAAAACACACAUACACACACGGUGUUAAUCAGGAGAAAGCCACCCUGACGAUUUCCUGCCUGCUAGCCCAUUUUUAUCCGCAGAUCUAGAAAUUGUGCUCCCAUACGCUUAUUUCGCGUCUCACCGGAAGGGACCAUGCCAAUCACCAUCCUCCUGCCAACAUCCCAAUUUCCGCUGCACAGUCCCGGUUAUUUUAUGUGCUGACCGCGCAGCAUACGGCCGUCGCGAAAAACAUCUCACCGGAAAACACAGACGCACUGCGCGCUGUGUCGAUAAUUCCUUUUGGCUAUCAUAUAAUUCCCGCUGGAAAUUGAUUGCACCAAUAAUACAGCCCACGGUCACAUAACCCACCGGAUUGAUAGCAUUAAAGAAAUUCAUCCGUUAUGGCGUACACGGAACCCGCGCGCGACACGACGACUAACUAUCUUGAGCAGAUCCGCAGUAUGUUGGUGCAGCGGGCCAAUCAUGACCCGUACGGCGUCGCACUGGACAAAGACCCGGACCGGACCUCUCUCGCUAAGCUGAUCCGUAGCGGACCGGCUUUGGCCAAUACGUCGGUGAUUCAGGCGGCGCCCGCCCGCAGCUACAGCCCGGUGGACGUAAAAAUGCCGCCGGCGUUGGCCACGCCUCUCAAUGGCUACGGUCAUGUGAUGGGCGGCGUGGAGAACGGUGAACCGUUGCCUGGUCGCCGGCUGUCCAACGGGUUUGAAGAGAGCGUUAUUGUCGAUUCCCGCCGUUUUUCCACGUCCAAGGAUAUGCCAGAGAUAUCGCCCAGCUCUGCUGGUUCAGAAGCCCAUCACGAUCUGGCCGAAGUGCCCGGCAACCAUGGGGUUCUGGACAACGGCCACGACCUGGACUCCAUCCCGCCGUUAUCGCCCAAAUCGGAGGCCAGCGGCGGCUCGGUGUGCAGUGAGCGCAGCGGCUACGAACCCGCAACGACCAUUCAGUAUACGAAUUUGCUGCGGCAGCAGCUGCUGCAGCGCCAGACCAGUCUGCUGCAGUACCGUCUCCAGGGCGGUCAUCCCGGCGACCACGAGGGGGGCUCGGACGCCGAAGCCGAGCAUACCAGCAAUUCGCCCAGUUCAUCGGAGCUGCCGGAGGGCGGCAGUACACCGCCGCCCCAGGUCGGCCAGGAGUUCCACUGUCAGAUCUGUGACUUCCAUUCGACCUCCCGAUUUCACUACAAUUCCCAUAUGAACACGCACCAGGUGCACCGCUGUCCCAUACCGGAGUGCAAUUACUCGACGCGCACGGAAGGCCGACUGCGCCGGCAUGUCAAGGGCCAUCAUCAGCAGUCGCGGGAUUCCAGUGUCGGAGGCGAGGAUGAUGGGACCCACUCUGGUGGGGAGUCCAAGAGUCGCCGGGCGUCGGAUGUCGAUAGCACGACAGGCAUGGCGGUCACUCAGGGGUCCAGUGGAAAGGUCAAGAACUACCGCUGUAAACAGUGCCUAGAUUUUGUAGCGGCCAACAAAAACGAGCACUACGACCAUCUCCGUCUGCACAUUAAAGCGGAGAAGCAGUUGGCCUGCCCGAUGGACGGCUGCCGUUUCGUCACCGAGUACAAGCACCAUCUCGAGUACCACGUGCGCAACCAUUCCGGCAGCAAGCCGUUCAAAUGCCCCAACGCCAACUGCAACUACACCUGCGUCAACAAGUCCAUGCUCAAUUCCCACAUGAAAUCCCACUCCAACUUCUACCAGUACCGCUGUGAAUGCGGCUACGCCACAAAAUACUGUCACAGUCUGAAGCUGCAUUUGAAGAAGUACAACCACAAAGCCACCAACAACGGCCCCGAGUCAGCGCAGCUCAGUAUGGCCGCGUCCCCGCAGUCCAUCAUCACCGCAUCGCCGGUGAAAUCCCCUCGCGACGAACACCACCCGAAACGUCGCAGCCGCCCCAAGAAGCCCGUCCCUCAGGAGCCGUCAGUGGCGCCCCAUCCUCCGCCAGUGGUCAGCAGUGCCCCCGGCGGCGGGGGCUUUGGCGGCUUCCCGAUGGCCAUGCCGGAAGCGGCGGUCAGUGUGCCGCAGGCCUUCCCCUACAGCCUAUACCCACCGGGAUUCAGCCAGUUCCAGGCAGCGUCUAUUUAUAAUAAUUUACUGCUGAGUGCAGCUGCCGCCAAUGGUCUGAUAAAUCCGGCCAUGCGGAUGAAUAUGGCACGCCCGCCACUGGCGCUCACUCCGGAGAACGCUAUUAUUAAACGGGAUUCACCCACGCCGCCUUUGGCCGAUGAUCACCAGACUGGAUUUCGUCUUUUCCGGCGUCAGUUGAAUCAUGGCAACAACCUGGAGAAUCUGGGUAAGCGCAAGCAGAAGGGUGUCCUGCGAAUGCUGCCACAAUCGCGUGUCAUCCGCUCCAGCAUUCAGGAGCCGCCGGCCCCCAACGGCCUGCCGCUGGAUCUCAGUGGCAGCUGCGGCAAAGAGAACGGCCAUAGUAGCAGUGCCACCACAACGAGCUCCGAAUCCCAGUCCCGCCACUCCGAUUCCCCCAAAUCCAACGGCUCCUCAGCACCCGAUUCCACCGGUGACCUGUCCAGCAGCAGCCGACGCCGGCGCAAAGGCCCGGCGUUUAAGAUCGAUUUGGCUGUUCGUCAGCGUCUGCAGGACGCCUUGACCGAGGAGGAUGAGCCGUCGGGCUUCCUGGAGGAGGAGAAAUGCCCCAUCAUCCAGCCGGAGAGUCCCGAGGACCUUCGCGGCACGGAGAGCGUCAUUAAAGUAAAGAAACCCCGUCGGGAAUUGGCCUGCGAGCAUUGCGGCAUGGCAUUCGAGGACGGGACCAUGUACACCAUGCACAUGGGCUUCCACGGACGGGACAGUCCCUACACGUGCGGAUUAUGCGGACAUCAGGCCAUGGAUCGGGUGUCGUUUUUCCUACACAUUGCCAAAGCUCCCCACUAUUGAAGCAGCGCGUGGCUUGUUUUCUUUGCGGGUUCCUGUUUGCGUUAGCCUUUUCCAAGCUUUUUGUAAUCUUUUUCUAUUUGUACAUAUUAUCCUGCUCAUACAACGUCCCCCGUUCUCUCCUCCUUUUGUCCAACAUAACACACACAAAGUCGUCAGUGCGCUGUCCCGGAGUUCCGUCCCGGACCUGGUUUGUCGUCACGUUCAGCGUUUGGGCUCAAAAUAAUCGUCCGUUUUUUCUUCUCUUUUCUAAUUUGUCCCCGUCGUUUUUUUCUGGCUGCCCUCCAUUGUACGUACACGUACAUGCACAGUUACACACGCAUUGCAGAAAUGUGUCCGCGGUGUAUUUUUCUGGCUGGACUGUUGGUUUUUUCGGUAUUUUGUAAAUUAUUCUGUAUCAACUGACCAUGGCUCAUUUAAUGUAUACGUUCCGCAAGUUCCUCUAUGUGCACAUGUUUGAUUUUUUAUAUUAUUAUUAUGCCGGCAACUGUGCCGGAUGCAGCUCCCAUGUGUUUUGGCUUUGGCGAGACAAUGCGUGUGCAUGCGGUUACAAAAUUUGACUAUUUUUGUUUUUCUGCAGGUUAUUUCAAUAUUGUUACGCCGAUCUCGAGGUUUUGGUUCAUGUUACUAUGGGUCGCAUGAUCACAUUGAUAUCUGUUGAGUUUGCCGUUUUGUUUAACAAAAUAAAUCAGCGAAAAAUGGA